UGGACAAGCAGAAACUCAUCGUUUGAAGCCAGCUGAGAGCGGUUUUUUUUUUCAUUUAUUAAAAAACUCAUAUCAUCAGAAUCGACGGACAGUAUCGUUUCUGUCGCCUUUGAAUUUACUUAACUGUAUCUAUCCGACAAUAGUGCUCAGGGAAGAGCGAGAGAGUAUUACUGUAUCUUGCCCGCGCGCGCGGAAAAGGACUACAUUGUGGAAAAAUAAAUAAAUACCGAAAUCGACAUUUAUCGCCAGUUUUCUUAGAGUGGAAUGAGCUGUUGUUCACCCACUGUGUCUGUUGGAUAAUGGAUGUCUGCUCUGUCUGCCUAAUUGCCCAAGCCACAACAAACUGUAAUCGAUCUAGUCUACUCAGAGGAUAGCAAUAGGCCCUCACUCCACCCUCUCCCUCAUCGUUACACAUCAGUUUAGAGCAGUGCAGGUUCUCUCUGGUGUCUGGAUUGCUUUGAUUUGCUGGUUUAGUGAAGGGUGAAGGUCGGUCUGAGGCAGAAAAAGAAACAUAUAGAAACACUAGUACCUCAAUUAUCUGGGGAUUAAAUAAUAAUAAAAAGUCCAGUGUGCUGCUUUAUUUAUAUAAAAAUUGGUAAUCAUCCCUCUAAGAUUGUGAAUUUGUUCUCUAUAACUUGAAAACCAUCUGCGCACAAUGCUGUCGACAACUCUGGCCACAAUAACGCUCAUGAGCACCAUUGGGUUCACCGCUCAAGUGGAUGUCUCGGAUUAUCUAUGGCUCCUAGUGGUAGGCUUCCUUAUUGCUUUUGUCCUGGCCUUUUCGGUGGGUGCUAAUGAUGUCGCCAACUCGUUUGGUACGGCAGUGGGAUCGGGUGUGGUUACCCUUAAACAGGCCUGUGUUCUUGCUACAAUCUUUGAGACUGUGGGCUCUGUGCUGCUUGGUGCCAAGGUCAGCGAGACGAUCCGCAAAGGCAUUAUUGACGUGACCAUGUACAACCGCUCGGAGCAUGUGUUAAUGGCCGGCUCAGUCAGCGCUAUGUUUGGUUCUGCUGUAUGGCAGUUGGUGGCUUCCUUUCUAAAGCUUCCUAUUUCUGGGACCCAUUGCAUUGUGGGAGCAACCAUUGGCUUUUCACUGGUCGCCAAAGGUCAGCAGGGAGUCAAAUGGUUCGAGCUUCUCAGAAUUGUUGCAUCAUGGUUCCUCUCUCCUGUCCUCUCUGGCAUCAUGUCUGCCAUUCUUUUCUACUUUGUUCGUAUGUUCAUCUUGCAAAAGAAGGAUCCAGUGCCCAAUGGUCUGAGGGCCCUUCCUUUCUUUUACGCUGUUACAAUGGGAAUCAACCUGUUCUCCAUCAUGUUUACAGGAGCACCGAUGCUGGGCUUUGAUAAGCUGCCUUGGUGGGGAGUGCUGCUUAUUUCCAUCGGCUGUGCCUUCAUCAUCGGUCUCAUUGUCUGGUUUGCUGUCUGCCCUCGGCUCAAGAAGAAGAUUGAAUGUAAAUUGAAGUCUACCAGCCACUCUGAAAGUCCUCUGAUGGAGAAGAGGGAACUACAUGAAGUUCACAGUCCCAUCCUGAAACCUGUUCCUGAGGAGUUUUCGGCUCCCAUUUCCUCUAACAACUCCCCACCCCCUCCUCUUCCUGAGGAGCGCCGGGUCACCUUUGACAUUGGAGAUUCAGAUGAUACAGAUCAGAAGGAUUGCAAUGAAGCAGAUACAGUUUAUGGUCCCAAGAUGGCCCAUGUUCAGUUCAUCAAUGGCCCUGCUCACAGUCCUAGCAAUGGUUACACUCCGUACCACACUGUUCACAAGGACUCUGGCCUCUACAAAGAUCUGCUUCACAAACUCCACCUGGCUAAAGUGGGAGACUGCAUGGGGGAGGGUGGCGACCGGCCCAUCCGCCGCAACAACAGCUACACCUCCUACACCAUGGCCAUCAUCGGCAUGCACGGAGACUUCAAGCCCAAAGAAGCCGAUUUCCAUGCUACAGAAGAUGGAGACAAGGACAAAGUCGGCACCCAGGAAAGAAAGCGUAUCCGCAUGGACAGCUACACAAGUUACUGUAAUGCAGUGGCAGAGAUCGGAACACCUGAGAGCCUCGGGGACGGUGAAGUCUCUGUUGAGAUCAGAGACGAUGAUGCCGGUAGCAGCCGUAGUUCUAUAGAGGAGGACAGAGCUGAUGCUGACAGGACUGAGGUGUCGAUGCUCUUCCAGUUCCUGCAAAUUCUCACCGCCUGCUUUGGCUCUUUUGCUCAUGGUGGAAAUGAUGUCAGUAAUGCAAUUGGUCCUUUAGUUGCUCUGUGGCUGGUCUAUGAUAGUGGUUCUGUUACAUCAAAUGCACCAACUCCAAUCUGGUUGCUGCUGUAUGGAGGAGUGGGCAUCUGUGUCGGUCUGUGGGUCUGGGGCCGUAGAGUCAUCCAGACCAUGGGCAAGGACCUGACUCCCAUCACCCCAUCUAGUGGUUUCAGCAUUGAGCUCGCCUCAGCCGUCACUGUUGUGGUCGCUUCCAACAUCGGUCUUCCAGUUUCCACCACUCACUGCAAGGUUGGUUCAGUGGUGGCAGUCGGUUGGAUGCGCUCCAGGAAGGCUGUGGACUGGCGUCUGUUCAGAAACAUCUUCAUGGCCUGGUUUGUCACAGUGCCCAUCUCUGGCCUUAUCAGCGCUGCCAUCAUGGCCCUGUUCACCUACGUCAUUCUUUGAGGCCUUUGAACUCCAUCCUGUCUACUUGUGCUCGUGAGGAGCACCCACCUGCAACCAGGAGCACCAAAGAGUGGUGAAGGGCAUGACUCAUCCUCCCCAUCUCUUUGUGUCUCUUUGUACACCUUUCCCCACUUUCAUCCUUGUGGUGGGUGGGGAAUGAAAAUGGCCCAUUUCAAUAGAGCCUGUGAAUCUUUGCUGCAUCAGUCCUUGCCUGUAUUGAUGACUUGUGUGCAUUUCUGUGCACUAGGUCACAUGUCAUAGGCAAUGGGAGAAAAUAUUUUCUUUUUCAUACCUAGAGUGGUUGCCAUCUAAAUCUUCUUGUACAUAUUCAAAAAUCAUUGUUUUUGUUUUUUAUGCAAGUAUGUACAGAACUGGUAAAAGAACAAUUACAAUGCAGUAUUAGCAUUCAUUUGAUAUGCAUAUUUCAUUACAUUCAUAAUUUGCUGAGGGUUGCUUAGAGGAGCCGUAUUUAGGUGCAAAUGAAUUUGGGGAACAGGAUUUGUUUAGGGUUUUUUUCUCCUGCAAAUUUGGUAAUGUCUACAUAUCUACAUUUUAAGGGGCAUUUGACUGUCAAAAAUGGAGCCUUACGACACCCACAUGUUUAUGAGAAUCUUAUGUGGGCUAAUUUGCAAAAGAUUUUGGUUAUUCAUUCCACAUCAUGUUGCUUAAUAUAAUUUCAGUGUCCUUUUCCAUGUCUUAGUUUAUUUUUAGUUCUAUUGUAGGUUACACAACAAAUGGACAUCGAAGCAGUCUCUGUAUGCCUCCAGAAUGUUUAUAAAAGAUUUAGCCAUUUUAAAAGGCAGUUCUGUUUUUUUUUUUUUUUUUUUUGUCUUAAUUGUUUAUGGAAAAUCAAACUCUUUCUGCACCACUGUAAGUAAGCUGUUAAUAUUUGCAUUGCCCAGCAUUUUUAACAAUAACAACUAUUACAAUAUAACAGACCAACCCAGGUGUGGAGGUAUACGAUUAAACAUAAACUCAGCAACUGCUGCAAAGAUUAACACUUCCUUCAAGCACCGAAUACUCUGCUGUAAGUGCCCUGUUGUAAUUACUAUGCUCUUGGUGACUUCCUUAACUGAAAUGUUUCCCUGAAUGUUUGCUGUAGACAAUUGAACUCAAUAUGGUGGAUUAUGUCCCUUUGUGCUCAGUCUCCAUGUGCCACUGUUUUUGAAUACGGAUGCAUACGGAAGUGUUUCUAGGAUACCCAAGCUAUCGUUUUACCAAUGUUAUGUACCCCAGACAUACUGCAAGGGCCAAAGCUAUUGAUCUUUUUUCAGAAGAUUAACCAUCCGUGUCAUGUGCUAAUUCACAAAAAGUCCCCCUGCCAAAGUAGCUUUGUUGUAUGGAGGAAUUCAGCAGUUGCUUGCUUUCAGUUUAGACUAUUACCCCAAAUUGACUAAUUUUGUUUAUUUAUUGCUUAGUGAACAUUUGAAACGUGAUAACAUUUAAAAACAACCAAUAAACCUCUUUCCUGUGAGUAUUAAAGUAAUGUUUUGCGGUGGCACUUGCGAUGACUGACAUAAUCGGUACCCGAAAGGCAGCAAAAUAUACUUAAGAAUGAAGGGAGGUAAGUUUACUAAUGCUGGAAAUGACACAUUUACACUUGAUGGCAUCCAAUUAGAUGCCAUUAUGUGUAGCUCAUCUACUCCAGCCUUCUCAUAGACCUGCUAAAGUAGAGCAACGUAUAUAAAUACAAACACAGUACAUGUAUACACAGGGUUGCUUAUGGCAACUCCUUCAGCAAUAGGAAUGACUUGACCUAUUUAUUAGAUAGGUGUGGGGAAAAUGGUUUUAAAAUGUUUUUUUUACUGGUUUCCCUGAACUGAAGUUGGCAGUAGCUCUGCUGCUGUGUAAAAAGAUACUGCUGUGAAGCCAUGCUUUGUGAGUGGUGAUUUGGUUACAGAACUUAAUACAGUCAGAUGUUAUAUAGUUUCUGUUGCUGCCUUAAUUUGUAUUAUUUUUUUGGGAACCAAAGAAAAAUUUGAAUGAUGUGUUGGCUGUUGUUUCCAGCACACACUAUUGUCCAUAUUGUGCUUUGGGGUUGAAAGAAUAAAUGUCUUUU
Xyrauchen texanus (razorback sucker) is the source of this 4709-nucleotide messenger RNA. RefSeq names its product sodium-dependent phosphate transporter 1-B-like. Gene Ontology annotation, molecular function: phosphate transmembrane transporter activity. Lineage: Eukaryota; Metazoa; Chordata; Actinopteri; Cypriniformes; Catostomidae. The coding region runs from base 656 to 2650 and encodes 664 amino acids. Gene Ontology annotation, cellular component: membrane. The transcript has 11 exons. The record is from RefSeq and is a predicted model, not a curated record. Gene Ontology annotation, biological process: phosphate ion transmembrane transport.